This is a messenger RNA of Myiozetetes cayanensis, 8488 nucleotides long. RefSeq names its product phospholipid scramblase family member 5-like. The record is from RefSeq and is a predicted model, not a curated record. Gene Ontology annotation, cellular component: plasma membrane. The transcript has 8 exons. Bases 2954 to 3745 code for a protein of 263 amino acids. Gene Ontology annotation, biological process: plasma membrane phospholipid scrambling. Lineage: Eukaryota; Metazoa; Chordata; Aves; Passeriformes; Tyrannidae. Gene Ontology annotation, molecular function: phospholipid scramblase activity.
CCAUCCCCUCGGCCGGGACCUGCCUGCGAUCCAUCCCCUCAGCCGGGACCUGCCUGCGAUCCAUCCCCUCGGCCGGGACCUGCCUGCGAUCCAUCCCCUCAGCCGGGACCUGCCUGCGAUCCAUCCCCUCAGCCGGGACCUGCCUGCGAUCCAUCCCCUCGGCCGGGACCUGCCUGCGGAAUUCCAUCGGGAAUGCAGCCGUCCUUGCAGGGGAGGAGCUCCCACGGACACCAGCUGAAGCGAGACGCCUCGCCAGCCAAAGGUCAAGGUGAGAACGAUACGAAAUGGUGGCUGAUUUAAGAAAAUUAUUCCCCUUCCCCAUCCCCACUGCAGAGAGCAGUACUGGGUAAAGAUGCGUAACUUGGGGCUCGUUAUUGCACAGGGUCACAGGCUGGUGCUCUGCUCACGCUCAGCAUUUCUCCCUCUACUAAAGGAAAGGGAAGAAAAGGGCUGUAUAAUUUCCUAUUUAAAAACUGACGAUAGCAAUGCAUUUUAAUGCUGGUCACAACUGGUAUUUUGAGGAAAGGGAAUUUAAAAUGGAAACAGUGAGUGGCGAUGAUCCCUGUGAGCAGCAGGGAAGCUCAGGCACUGCUGGGUGAGGCUGGGGUGCAUUUCAUGAUGCCUUCGUGCUGCUCUGACCCUGCUCUUAACACUUGCCUGUUCGGAGCUCAGUAGGGGCAGGUGGGGAGGAGCUGAGUUCUUGAACUUGUCGAGACCGAGGGGACAAGAGCAGAGGCAGUUUCUGCUUCCCUGAGGGAGCUGAUGGUGAUACAGUGGGGAAAGGGAGUGUUGUCUUUUCCUGCUGAGCAAGAGGGCAAAUGUCUUGCACCGGGCUCAUGGAACAGUUUUCCGAGCAGCAGGGAGCAGGACAAGAAAUCAAACAGCUUUUCCUAAUACUUUGAAAUUUGUUGGUGUCUCUUGUUUUUCUCUUGUCAAGGUGUAUUUUGUGAAACCAUUGCCACACUCUGGCUGUGAUGCCCGAAUAAAAAUGGCAGAGGGAUUAGGCUCCAGAGAAACAGCACCUGUGCUGAGCCAGAUGACAUUUGUGCUCUCUUGGUCCACUUGGUUGACUAUUCCUACAUGCUCUCCUGAGGAAAGUCUGCCUUUUAGUUGUGUGUUAGGGCCAAUGAUGUCCUAGUCCAUGGACAGGUAUCCUCCAGGCUGCAGUAUUUUCUGUGAUCACCAUUAACUGCAGUGGUGUUUGUGCACCAGCUCAGCAGGGAUGGAUCCCCGAGCUUUUGUACAAGUGGUAGUUAUAGAAGAGAUAAAAUGUAAUCUUUCUUUAAGGUAAAAAGGAAGGUUCUGGAUGUAUAAACUCCUCUAGCCAAGCACUGCUUGCCCUGAUAUGACUGGUCUCAUUGAUUUUAAUGGAUCCAUGCUAAUUUGCACCUUCUGAGGAUUUACCCAUCAAUUUCUAUCGGUUUUACAGCAUGGGAUGGAGCAAGAAUGUGUUAUAGGUAGAGGGAAUACAUGUAUGUACACUCAACUUCUUUUCUUUUUCUUUUUUUUUUGUUUCUAAUAGCUGUGAAUGGGUUCUAGAUAUCCAACACAUAUCUUAGAGAGGAAGGCAGUGUACUCUCUUUUACUGCUCAGACUCCAAAUGGUAGAGACAAUGAUAUCCUUCCCCAGAGUCUUCUUCAAGGGGCAGGGACAGUGAGCUCAGUGUCUUGGUGGAAUUCUCCUUUGGGUACUGCCACUCUGCUUCCUGAAGUCCUUCAGAUUUGGUUACAAAUAGCACUACACAAAUCUUGAAAUGUUUGUCCUCAUUUCUUAUUUUGCUUGUGCAUGUCUAAAUAUCACCAAAGUAUGACUGCCUUUGUGCCUGGAUAAAGUCUUCUGAUAAAGUCUUCUGUUCCCAAUGUCUUAGUGAGAGUGCUUUUAAUAAUUUCUAGAGCAAAUUUUGACCAAUAUGUGCAUAUUUAUUAAAAAAAAAGAGCACCAUUAAUUUUUAAAGGUAAAUGAGUGCCAUCUCAUCUGACUUUUCAUCUGUCAUUUUCAAAGUUAAGUUUACUAUAUUUAUCCAGAGUUUUCCCUCUCCUCUUUCUUCUCUAUUUAGGCUGUGUGCCUGCUCUUCAGGUUAGAGCCUCUGCUCCAAAGAAGCACAUCUUUGGCAGGGAGAAAGGAAGCAAAAACUUUAGGUCGUUCCUAAUUUUUAUUUCCAUUGGUGUCAAACUUCCUCCUAAUCCAGAAGGAUUUGUUUAGUGCCCACUUCUAAGUCACCAAAGUGUUUGCCUGUGGGCUGCCCUGUCCCUUCUCUGGGUGUUUGCAGGGGUGAGGACAGCAGGGUGUGCUGGGCUGGCCUUGCCUCUGCACCCAAAGACUUCUCAAGCAGGCAAUGAUGAACUCCUGGGAAACUUCACAUAGCCAAAUCCAUAAAUAGACCCAAGGCUCUUGCAUUUGCUUGUAUAGUCUAUAAAAAUCAGCUUCCAUAUAAUUUGGGGUUUUUUGGAGGUGGAUUUUCUGUAAUCUUCCUGCAGGGAAUCCUCAUCAGCAUCUUCCUGAACUGUAGAUAAUUUAAUUUGCUCAGCCUUGCUCCUGGCAGACCAUUUCAAACCAGUAGAACUUGCAAUAGCAGAGGGGACAGCCAAUGGUCCCCAACACCUCCCUCUGCUCUGCUGGGCUCUGUGCUUAGGCUGUGCCAUUUCUGCAGCCAUGCAUCACCUCUGCCUGCAGAUCUCGUGAUGAUCUCCAUGGAGACCUGGGCUCUCAAGGCAGAAAUAUGAGCAGUGUUCCCCGGCUCGCUGGCAGCGUCUCCCCCUGUUGUCCGGCUCAGACGAUGCAGCUCUGCACCAUGAGGAAGGCGACGCAUCUCCCGCUCUUUGGGAGCUGAUAUCAAGUAGACAGGCACCUUCUGAAGUUCUGUGCAUGCUGUGCGCUUUUUCUUCUUUGCUGCAACAAGAAAAGCCUUUUCUUUUAACCUGGCUUCCUUUGAAGAAGUAACUCAGGAAGCUUCAUGGCCUCUCAAGAAUCUCAGGGACAAACCAACCCCAUCUUUAAGGAUUGCCUCCCUGGUUCUUCCGACAUCCCUGAACAGAAUAAGCCUGUUGAACCAACAAGUCUCUGGAAGCAAACAUCACACACUCACAACUUGCCACCUGGUCUAGAGUACCUGAACCAGCUGGACCGGAUAAUUAUUCAUCAGCAAGUGGAGCUUCUGGAAGCCAUACUUGGCACAGAGACCUCCAGCAAAUACGAGAUAAAAAACCAUUUGGGGCAAAGAGUUUACUUUGCAGUAGAAGAAAACGAGUGCUGUGACCGUAAGGUGUGCUCGCCGCUCAGGUCGCUCACCAUGCGGAUCGCGGAUAACGCGGGCCGGGAGGUGAUCAGAGUCAUCAGACCCUUGAGAUGCAACAGCUGCUGGUGCCCCUGCUUCCUGCAGCAGUUAGAAGUUCAGUCCCCACCAGGUACAACAGCUGGGUAUGUUGUACAGAACUGGGACCCUUUUCUGCCAAAGUUUACUAUACAGAAUCAAAGUAAAGAAGAUGUACUAAAAAUAAUUGGCCCAUAUGCAACCUGUGGCUGUUUUGAAGAUGUUGACUUUGAGGUAAAAGCCCUCAAUGAGAUGACAACGAUUGGCAAAAUUUCCAAGUACUGGUCUGGAUUUGUAAACAACGUCUUUACCAACACUGCCAACUUCGGGAUCCAGGUCCCUGUAGAUCUCGAUGUGAGAAUGAAGGCAGUAAUGAUUGGGGCUUGUUUCCUCAUUGACUUAAUGUUCUUUGAAAACUCUUUGGAUGGAUUAUAACAAGAUGACAGAAACAAUGAAAUAUGCAGAAUGUGUUUCAGGAGGUAGAAAUGAACAUAAAUUGAUCCUCUUGCUUUGAAGACUUAUACAUUAGAUACUUCCUAAUUCUUUUUCAUUUUCCUCCAGAAAUCACUUGAGCUUUGGACAUGAUUUUGAACUGCAAAAAUCCUUGUUCCUUAUAGGAAAAGACAGGGAGCUAAUGAUGAUGUUUAUUAAAAUAUGUCUCACGUAAAUAAUAAUUUGCCACUUACACUUCAUGUGUGUUGUAGCUAAACACAUACUCUUCACACAGAGCAGUGUUGCUUUGGAACAGUGCUAUUCUCUUCCUUCUCUUUUGAUGUUCCUGCAUGGGAAAUCAUGAAAGGUUAGGUGAAGGCUUGCAGCAUCACUGAUGAAAGUCUGUGUUUAGAGAAGCCUUUGAUGUUUUGCAAGUGCUGGUACCAGCUACCAACCCCACGAGGGUGUGUUCUGGGGGGGGGGGGGCUGCUUCUUUAAAAUUUUAGAAGUAAUUUUCUGAUUUGCUAUUUAAUUAAUAGUAGCAAACUGAUAUUGAAAGUAACAAAUACAAGGACAUCAUGAGAUGGGAAGUUCAGGAUGUUACCUGUUCCAGUGUGUUGAAAAAAGGGAAGUUAUGUUGGCAAGUAAAAUAAUUUUAUGGCAAAGGCUGUUUUAAUGAGUGGCAGCCAGAAAUUGGGCUUCCAGCACUAGACUUGGGAAUGUUAGCUCUGUUCAGGAAAUCUGGGCUUCCUCUGUUUCCACUGAAGGCAGGCCAUGUAAACGAUUUGAGAGAUGAUCCUCUCUGUGCUGGAGGCACACAAAGCACUUCACUUUGAACCAUCCAGUGUUAAAGAUUCUUGCUGCCAUCCACUCAAGGUUUGCCUUGAAAGGUUUGUUCUUUGUUAUAAUAUCUGGUGGUUGAUAAUUUUUCAUUCAGACUUGCCUGAGGCCAUCCUAGAACAGAAUUAUUCUUUUCCUUUGGCAAGCUCAGGUAUUUUCUAUGAUAGGGCUGUGCAAAAGGAGCUUUUUCUAGUUCAGUGGUUUAUGUAGCUGUUCAUCCCUUCAGUAACAUCUCAUACUGUUCCCAAACAUUCCCACCAACAGGUUUGUACUAAUACAAACUUCAUGUGAAAGCUUUGAAAUACAAGCUUUUUUGAAACAUCCAUGAUAUAUAUGGAAGACAUAAACAGAAACUUUUUUUUCUGUUGCAAAAUAUUUGCUUUAUGAACUUGCUUAUGCCUCUUAAAAACUCCAGUGGGUCCUUCAAGAAGCAAACCAGUGCCAUACAAUAUUGGUGGUAAACCCAACAUAAUCACCAGUCAAGUUUCCAAGGGGAAGAUUUUACAAAUCACUGGAAAUGCUGGAUUUUUUUUUUUUUCAGUGUGAACCAGUAAUUCAAUUCUUGCAAACAACCAACACAUCAACGGAAAGAGAGGAGAUAAUGAAUAAUUCAUAAAAAUGAAAAAGAGCUAAAUUUAUCAGGUGAUUAAUUCUCAACAAAUAUUUAGACUAAUUUUAAAUUAAUGUUCAUGGAUAUGAAUUCAAACACAGUGAAGUCAGGAAGUUGCAACUAACGUUCCCAUAGUGAAAUUAACUCAGGAAUGCUUAUAGAUUUAAACAGUAUGUUUUAGAUUAUAUACCACACUUAGGUAUUUAUACAGAUUUACAUAUGUCUUGAAAAUAAUUGUGGUUAACAAGCUCUGACAAUCAUCAUUAUCUGUUAACCAUUUCGUUGCUGUAACUCAGCAGUGCAAUCAGGCUGCACGAGUUAUGAGCUCACAGGGAACCAUUGCUGCACCUUUCCCAGGAGCAGCACCCUGUCAGCUUCGUGGGCAAGAAGCUCCCUCGUGUGGAAAUUUAUGGUUUUGCAGAGGAAUAAAGGAUGCUUUUUGCUAUUCUCGCUAAUUUCACACUGUUAAAUCCAGCCCUUUCACUCCUGACUUACUCUGAUGUAGACUGAGAACAAGAACCAGAUCUUUAUAUUAUUUUUUUUUCUUUAAAUCCCUUUUCCAUUUUAGACAGAAGUGAAUACUAUUGUAGAGCAUAAUCUUGGGUCUUGUGCAAAGCCACGUUUGUGCAGUGUUGUUGAGCUGUGUGUGUCUGAACUGUCAGCCUGGUAAGAUCAGCAGGAUCCCCUUUUCCUCUGCAAUUUCAGUCUUCUUAUGACCCUUAACAAGCCAAAGACAUCUCUGAAGCAAAUCUGUCCUGCCUCCUUAGAAGUCAACACCAAAUAGGGUUUUAUUUACCUGCAGGGCUGAGUUUGGCUAUGAGUGUCCACGUAAAUACCUUGUAGGUAAGCAAAACAUGCAUAUAUAUUUUUUUUAUGAAUUAUGAUAAUACUGAAUUUCUUGCAAUUAGUGACAUUAUUGCUGUUUUGUGUGUUAACACAACUUUUUUUUGCUGUUAAUGUGUAUGGAUACGAGUAUGUUUGAAUGCCUCUGGUUCCCCUCAGAGGCAGCCUCUGGGACUUGCAGGAAGAGACUCAGGCCCUGAAGAGAAGAAGCACUGGGGCUGGGAUAGCUCUUCCUCCUUAGAACUCCCUCAGCAGCCCGCUGGACUUUCGUCCCACCCAUCAGCAUUCUGGUAGAAAUUCAGUGCCAGUUCAGUGCCAGUUCUUUUUCAACUGGAAGGUCAUUCCUCCUGAUCACAGCUGUGACACAGAGGCAAGUAUUCAUCCUCAGCAAAGAGGAUGGAGUUCUGAGUGAUAUUACUGAAGGAGAGCUAAUGUGGACUAAGAUUUUAAUAACCUGCAGCUCUGACUAAUAACUCUUAUUAACAGCAGUGUGUUUCACAUUAUGGGAGCUGUGCAUGCUCACCUUUCCCAGUUCCCCCCAGGCUAGAGUGGCUCUCCAAAGGAGAACUCAGUGUCUCCCAGAGGGUCACAGGUAUUCUCUAAAGCAAAUUCCUGUUCUGGUUAUCAUCUAGAAACAAGCAUGAUAGUUCUAACGAAACAGAAAUUGUACUAAAUCCAGCCAAGCAUAUAUUCUCUCUCUCACUCACUAGACAGACUGUAAAUCUAUGUAGCACACACUCCUCGUGUUCAGUAGAUGGCAGCAACAGCUCAUUAUGGCAAUAUUUCCCUUUUCACAUACCAUAAACUGUACCCAGGAUGCAGAUUAAAGUUCAACAUAGCUUUAACCUCUAACUGAAUUCUGCUCUUAACUGGAGGAUUUUAUUUCAUGUGUCUAGUAUUAAACCUCUGUCACACAAUGCUGGGUUAUCUUUGUUGUCUGCAGCUUACAGCUGGAUUGUUGGUUAUUUUAUGAGAUGUGGUUGAGGCGUGGGCAGAAUACAGUCUACCACAAAGUGAGCUCUUCUGGUCAGCACUAAACCUGUUUUUUGCACCUGGAGCAUCUCUCCAGCUUCCACGGGUGGACAAAGGAGAAGCCCCAGCCCCAGGGCAGUCCCCACCUUCUGCAGAAACAGAAAGUGCCAUGUCUAAAAGAGGUUGCUUUUUUGGUGGUGUCCCUAGAAAUGCAGAUGUUUUCUGUGGGCAAAAUGACAUGUCAUGCCAUGUCAUGACAGUCUGUCACUGUGUGCUCUUCUGGGACAGAGGGAUGGAAAUCCCCUGUAGUGCCACAAACCAGAUGACACCAAUACCUGGGGAGGAGCUGGUCUGUCCCUGGGAAGAUCGAAACAGAGUAGAGACGCAUCAUCUCUGUAAGCUCUGAGAUUUUUUUUUUGUUGUCUUAAAAUUUGCUGGAUGCAAAAGUGUACUACUCUUCAUAGACUUUGAUGUGUGUAUUGAAAAAAUCAUUUUGUGUCAAUUGUGUUACUUGUUUUAGGAUUAGACAAACCUGGAAAUGAUCCAAAAUACACAUUUUCUAAUAGAGUUGUCUAAGUGGAGCUGUUUGGAAAAAAAAAAUAUGGAAUUUUGCCCUCCUGACCCUCAUCUUAAUUGUAUUGAUUUCUUUUCAAUUAGAAUGGUAUGUUCUAUGUUAGAAUGAUAAAUACUAGUUUAAUUCAAAUAUAAACUUUAGGUUUUAAGAUGUGCUUUUUCUUCCCUAAAACUGGAUCCCUUGGAGGGCAAAACCCACUUUAGCUCCUUAGGGAAAAUUACCUCUAUACUGUGAAAAGAUUUUUUUUUUUUUUUCCUGGAAUCCUGAAUGUUUUUCUAAACUUGAUCCCUCUUAGGAAUAGCUUCCUUAAUGCCAAAUCAUUACUGAAGUACUCUAUUAGCACAUGCCAGAAGAUAGCAUCUUAUCCAUGAUUAGUCAGCAUUUUAUUACUUCAGUCAUCUGAAAUGUAGUUAACAAAACAAUUUAAAGCAUAAUAGUAAUUACUUUUUGGAGAGAGACAGCCCAGGACAGAUAUAACUUUCAGCUUUCUUAAGUAUUUGUUAGUAUUAUGCUUACAAAAGCACAUGAAUGUUUACAAAAGAAAGGUCAGAAGGACAGAGAGUGAUGGGCGCCCAGUGGCUGUGCCUCCUUCAGUCUUGAUUUUGGAAUAACUUUACUGUAUGACAUGGAUUAAAUCCAUCCUCUUCAUUUAAUGUCCUCCUUCAUGAGGAAUAAAUAAGUGAAGAAAUCUUGUAUAGACCCAAUUUCAGUGCUUUCACAGGCUACAGGUUCAGUGCCAUGUAUUUCAUAUUGCACGGCAUCUGGCACAGAGUAGGUCCCAAAAUCUGAAUACUGGCAAACAGCUUUAAGCAUUUGAGCAAUUUCCAUGCCUAUCUAAGUGAGCACUUUGUGGGCUCUUAUUUCUAAAGAGCCCAGCUCCUUGCAGGUUUGUUCCUCGAAUAACUGU